Messenger RNA from Solea senegalensis (Senegalese sole), 2000 nucleotides. Its product is annotated as probable E3 ubiquitin-protein ligase RNF217. The coding region runs from base 197 to 1375 and encodes 392 amino acids. NCBI's taxonomy places the organism in Eukaryota, Metazoa, Chordata, Actinopteri, Pleuronectiformes, Soleidae. The record is from RefSeq and is a predicted model, not a curated record. The transcript has 9 exons.
AGUCAGGUCUUAAACGAGAAACAACGCGGACAGUCAGACAGACGGACUGAGAGGACAAACACAGACACAACUCACUCACUCAUCUUACAAUAUCUGCACACUUUACAACCCGUUUCAUUCGGGGCGAAACCAACUGCCAUGUAGUUCGGUCUUCAACGCUUCCAGUUGACAAACAAAACAACACCGACACGCUAAGAUGUUUUCAAAAUGUGUGGCAGAGCUGAAGAUGAAGAACAACCCCAAGGAUAAAACCCUGAUGUUUGUCGGCAGGAAGGGGGACCUUGAUCUGUUUUCAAGAUGUGUGGAAGAGCUGAAGAUGAAGAACAACCCCACAGAUAAAACCCCGACGUUUGUCGACAGGAAAGACGGCCCGAAUCUGACGCAGAGAGUGAAAGAGCCGAGGAAGAUACACAACCCCAAGGAUAAAACCCUGACGUUUGUCGACAGGAACAACAAACAUCAACGUGAAGUUGUGACAAUUCAGGUGCAGAUAGGGAAAGAGCUGAAGAAGAUGCAUGACCCCAAGGAUAACACCCUGACGUUUGUCGACAAGGAGGAGGACCUGGAUCCAGCAUUGAGUGUGAGGAAGAUGUACGACCCCAAGGAUAAAACCCUGACAUUUGUCGACAGGCAGGACGACCUGGAUCCAGUGUCGUCAGACGAUGGUUGUCUCAAAGGACUGAUGUCAUGCGGCCAUGCUGUCACCCCGGAAACUCUAACGGGGUGGUGUCGCAGUAGGUUGGACGAGGGGGAUUACAAGUUCACAUGUCCUGCUCUAGUAAACGGUACCAAAAAAUGCAAUAAACUUUGGUCAUACCAGGAAGUGCGCAGGCUGGCUGAUUUGUCUCCUGAAGAAAUGCAAGACUUUGAAAUGACCAUGGCCCACCUCGCUGUUACAUCCUACUGUGAGACUCAGCCAUGCCCACAUUGCAAGACAUACGUGGAGAGAACAGAUCUAUCCAACCUGUGUGUGACAUGCACCAUUUGCGCAGCUGAUGAUCCCACAUACUCCCUCUUCUGCUGGCAGUGUCAAAAGCCGUGGAAGGGUGUUGCCCCCCAACGUUACCGAUGUGGCAACUCCGGCUGUGUCAACAAGGACCUGCAGAUUCUGAAGUCAUGCCGCACCAUCAGUCUUCCUGAGGUGAGGGGCGCUACCAACUGCCCUUCAGUGCGAGCCUGUCCCACAUGUGGCUUGAAGGUGGAGCACAACCAGCAGCACUGCAAAAACGUUACCUGCCCUCGCUGCCAAGCGGUGUUCUGCUUUAUCUGCCUGCAACGAAAGCGUAAAUGCAGUAAAACCAGUACGCCGUUUCAAAUGUGUGUCAGUGGUGUGGCUCCCAGACAGACCUCCAUUCCAAUAUGGCACAGAAGAUGAAAAACGACAAAGGCCCGUCUCAGCAUGAAGUGGCAAUGGCACUGAUUUUAAUUUUAAUGCUGUUACUUUAGGUGAUAUUUACAAAGACCUACAAACCACUAUACUGAGAAACACACGGAGAGUCAUGUCAAGCUCAAUCAGCACUGUCAACUUGUUUGACAAGGGUUUGAAUACAAGACAUUUAUAUAUAUUUAAAAAAAAAAAAACUUGGUGUCAUUAGCACAAAUAGUGAACAAUUAAUUUUCUGCCAGUGUAAACAAAAUGGUUGUUAUUGCUGCUGCUUCACAAAAGCAUUAGUAACCAGCUCUGUUCACAGUGAUCUGCUUUUUGCACACUCGUAUAAUCCAGUUUGCACAUCUUACUUUGUAAUAAUAAUACCGUAAUAAUUUAAAUUGUAUGACCUGUAGUAAUGGAACUUCUCCCUUUUGGGGUCACCACACCAAAAUCACAAGUGUAUAUAUUUAACAAUAUUAAUAUAUAUAUAAAAAAAACAUGUUAAAUAAUAUAAAUGUAAAAUGGGUAGACUUUAAAUCAUGACGUGUGUGAAGCCAUACCAGAAUCUAACACUAUUAUUUUCCAAUAUAAAAACCUCACUGCCUUUGUAUUAAUAAAAAUUGUAAUUAAA